AUGGCAAAACGUGUGUUUCAAACUCCCACGCUGACCAGGGGAUCAAAUGAACCACCGACAGAGGAAGUCCACUUAUCUAAAGACUAUGCUGAAUUAGUGGAAGAAGGUAAUAACUUUGUGGAUAACGUUGAUGUAAUUACGCGUGAGGAAUCAGUUGAUGAAUAUAUCGGAUCCGUCACAAAUGACGAUGGAGUGGGUGAUGAGGACGUGCGUUCGUCAACUAGGGGAAUAGUUGCGCCAAAUGUCGGUAUGCUAAUACAACAUAGUGCGAGGUUCAUUCACGAUUCCGGGGAUGUUUCUAAUAAAUCUCAAUCGAUUUCUGAAACUGAACCAACCCAACCUGUAUUCAUGCCUGCCGGUGAUACAGCGGGAAAAGACGGGGAUGGUGGCAACCUAGAGGUUGAAAAGAAAGACCAGCAUACAGAAGAAGAUAUCUUAGAUGAUAGUGAUACAGCUCAAGAUAAUCAAUCUACUUCAAAUGAACCACUCAAUCAGCCCGAAAUGCUGACAAGUGCGUUACCGGAUGAGCCUGAUAUUAUUGAAGUUGACAAUAAAGAUUAUCACCGGGAAGACAUAGAAGCUGAAGUAGAUGUUCACCAGUCUGAAAAUGGCGACGAGUUUGUAGAGGAUGAUGAUACUGCUAAAAAUAGUAAUCAGGAUUCAGAGCAUGAUUCAGAGUUUGGAAACUCUAUAAUAGGGAGUGAAACUGAUCAGGUAUCGGAUUGUGCAUGGGAAGAAGAUCACGAAGUAUUGAAUCCUGUAGUCACGAACGUGAAAAGACAAAUCAAAGAACAGAUAGAAACGUUGCGAGAAGAGUUGUCAAAUCGAAAAGAGGACACACUAGGCGAACCUGGUUAUCUGAGCAUGUUUAGACAUGUCGAAAAGGCAGGAGUACACACAAAUAUAACACAAAAUCUUCAAAGAAUAUUGAUGAAUACGCGUGGCAAGGAGAUGAAUAGACAAGACUACCAGGGAAACACUGUGUUACAUUAUGCUGCGAAAGACGAAUAUGUCAGAAUCGUUGACAUUUUGAUGGAUUUCCAGCCCGAUCUCAGCAUUAGAAACAACGAUUAUAAAACUGCAAUUGACGUCGCAUGCUUGAAUGGCCAGUUUGACGCAAUAAUGCAUAUAUUGGAAAGACUGAAUGAUCCUGGACUGGUUUUGAAUCGACAAGACCCUAACGGAAUGGCGCCAUUGCACCGCGCUGUCAUGUCAGGUUCUUUGAAGACGGUCGCUUUGUUGUUAGAAAAAGGUGCUGACCCAGCGUACACGGGGAGUGGUCAUUGGAAUAAAACCUCUCUUCACGAAGCUGCGAAACGGGGACACACUGAGAUAGGAGAGCUUAUCCUAAGCAGUCGACCCCAACUCUUACACCAGAAAGACGAUUUUGGUUACAGCGCUUGUCAGUUAGCAGCAAUGGAAGGUCACGUGGCAUUUAUAGAGGCAGUUCUGGCGAGAGAAGACAGUCGAUCAGAUCGUCGAAUGAGCAUACUUGCCACGGUGCUCGGAGAGGAAUUGGGUGACCAGUUAACCAUCGAUGAACUAGCUUCCUCAGUGAGCGAACUGAUUUCUAAUAACUUGGGCAAUGUAGUUAAAAAGAUAGAGCUUCUACUCGCAAUAGUUCCUGAUGUAAAUAUCAAUGCUGUGAAUGAAGAUGGAUGGACCGCCCUGCAUGAAGUGGUAAAAACUGGCAAUGUACCUGCAUUACAUUUUCUCCUUGUACGAGGAGGUGAUUUAAACCACAGCAACCAGGGCACCACGCCGCUACAUCUUCUUAUGAAGCAACGACACGUCAAUGUUGUACCAAUGACCAAUCUUAUGUUGCGGUUCUGCCAAGACCGAUCUCAGUAUGUUAAUUCACAGGACAGUCAUGGCAAGACAGCUCUGCACUUCGCUAGUUCCCGGGGUAGUAUUGAAUGUGUGGAGAUACUAUUAUCUGCUGGUGCUGACAGCGAUGUUCAAUGUAAUAUGGGAAUGGCACCAAUACAUGAAGCCGUUAUUGGGAGCAGUGAGAAUGCGGUUGAAGUUAUAGAACAACUACAAACAGCAGGUGCGGAAUUGGAAAUGAUAGAUUAUGACGGAUCUGCACCGGUUCAUUAUGCAGCAAAGCAAGCAGAUGCACGAAUAAUGAAGGGUCUUAUAGACAAUGGUGCCUGUUCUCUGUCCAGAGACAAAUUGGAGCAGACGCCUUUACACGUGUUAGUUGUUGACAAAGACAACAACAAUACGGAGGAGCUGGUGAAAAUAUUAGUGCCUUGCCCAGGGGAUAAGUCAAUCAAUGAAGUAGACUCAGAUGGGUUGACAGCUUUACAUCGUGCUGCUAUGCUGAAAAAGGUGGACGUAAUGAGUGUUCUACUUAAUCAUAGAGCAGAUGCUGUAUUGAAGUGUGGUAAAUGGCAAGAAACUCCUAUAGAAAUGUUGUACCAUAACACGCUCGUCAAGUUUGUGGCUAAUGACCCAGUAACCAGUGAUCUAAACGUUGCCGGAAAGUUAGGAAAAGCAGAUAUCGUUGCAGCCAGUCCACAUCCUGUGAAGACGGCCUUACAUUAUUCAUCAGUCUUUAAGAAGAUUUCUAAAUUGAAAAAGGAUCAGCGUGAAAGUUAUGAAGAACUUGCAGAUAAAAUGGACGAGCUGGCGGUGAGAUUGUUUAACCAAUGCCCAGGUAGAAUCAGUGCUAACACUCUUAUCCGGGAUAACGACGAGUACCUGCUUAGUUAUUCUUUGGAGUAUAAACACAAGAAGUUUAUUUCAGCGAAUUUUACACAACGUUACCUCCGCGAAGUCUGGGUAGGUCAAAUGUACGACAUAUAUGGCAGCGUCCACAGUUCUAAGAUACGACUGUAUGGGUUCCUCUACGUCAUGACCCCUAUCAUCUUACCUAUAGCUAUGCUGUUAUAUUUAUGCUGUUUGCCGUUUUACAAAUGGUCUCAGAAAAACAAACGUAAACGUGGGAUUCAGCGAAGCGUUCGCGCCGAAGAUAUUCGGAGACGAAGCAGUAUUGAUGACAUUGAUUUUCACCCUAACCGUCGUUGCUGUCGAGGACGAUGUAGACGUGACUGUUGCACAGGUUAUUGUAAAGGCAGUUGCUGCAAAUGCAUCUACAACAACGUCACCAAUUACUUCUACUUUGUUUUCGUUGUCUCGAAGAAUUGUCCGUAUAUGCUAUUUUAUGCCAAUCUUGUUUCCUAUCUGGUGUUCCUCGUUCUAUUGUUAAUUAAAUGCGUCACCCACACAGACUACUAUAGCAUCGAGAGUCUACCAGUUGUGGAUUAUUUUCUCUCCGUCUUUAUUGUUGGAUACUUUGUAGAAGAAAUAAAGCAGUUUAUUGAGUCUCCGUCAUACAAAGAAUAUUUCAGUUCUAUGGCCAAUGUUUUUGAUGUUGUAAUGCUAACAUGUCUAACUGCAAUAAUGGCAUUUGAUAUCGUAAUCAUUGCUGUAGGCAUAGGACUUGAGCAGAAUGAGUUAGCUGUUAGUGCAAGUAUCGGCAUCGCUCUGGUCACACUCAUAGCUUUUUUCAGGCUCAUGCUCUUUCUUCAAGCAAGUCAUGGUGUUGGUCUCUUGCAGCUGACCUUUGCCCGUAUGUUUUACGACGUUGGUCAAUUGUUCAUAUUCUUGUUGAUUGGUUUGUUGGCUUUCAGUCUCUCUAUUAUUAAGGUGUACUCUUUACUAUCUGGUACUUAUAAUGGCGAGAUCGGAUCAGGACCGGAUGAGAGUGUUUCUAACAACACACAGGCCAGAUAUGAUAUCGGCGGAGCCGUGCUAUUCGCUCAAAUAGAAGACCUAUUCUGGACUUUGUUUGGACUAGGUGACAUUGACUCAUUCGACACUGACUUCCGGCCUGUUGAAACUAUUGGAAAAAUUCUCUUCGGUCUUUAUAAUUUACUGGCUGUUGUUGUCAUAUUGAAUAUGCUAAUUGCCAAAAUGAGCGAUACAUAUAACCGUAUAGAGAAAUUCCAAGUUACAAAGGGCGGUGAAGAAGAUAAUGACAAUUUGAAAGCUUUACCGUGGCAACGAGAUAGCAAAAUGGUUGAAAAUAGUGGUUGGCUACAGAGAAGGACGACGCCGUUCCACAAUCAUGCGAAAACUGUCAAACAGUGA
Messenger RNA from Saccoglossus kowalevskii, 4098 nucleotides. RefSeq lists its product as uncharacterized. Gene Ontology annotation, molecular function: inositol 1,4,5 trisphosphate binding; store-operated calcium channel activity; protein binding. Lineage: Eukaryota; Metazoa; Hemichordata; Enteropneusta; Harrimaniidae. Gene Ontology annotation, biological process: calcium ion transmembrane transport; regulation of cytosolic calcium ion concentration. Gene Ontology annotation, cellular component: plasma membrane; cation channel complex. The record is from RefSeq and is a predicted model, not a curated record.